ACGGUUAGCAUGCGCCCUUUCACGAAUGGAGAUGUCAAAAACGCCGCUGACUGCUCUGAUUGGUCAAUUCCAGAGCCCACCACGAUCCUUCGCAGUGCAUCUUGUCUCUUCCCCGCCUCGGAAAACGAUUUUUCUGGGAUAUUCUUUGGAGAAUUACCAUGCGCAAUCCAGGUGACGUCGUCAACGGAAUACCGAUCCACCUAUUGA
Molecule: messenger RNA, 207 nt
Organism: Periconia digitata
Lineage: Eukaryota; Fungi; Ascomycota; Dothideomycetes; Pleosporales; Periconiaceae
Source: the annotation of a GenBank genome assembly